Messenger RNA from Panicum virgatum (switchgrass), 1467 nucleotides. RefSeq names its product polyubiquitin. The transcript is spliced from 2 exons. Gene Ontology annotation, cellular component: nucleus; cytoplasm. Gene Ontology annotation, biological process: modification-dependent protein catabolic process; protein ubiquitination. The coding region runs from base 269 to 1186 and encodes 305 amino acids. Lineage: Eukaryota; Viridiplantae; Streptophyta; Magnoliopsida; Poales; Poaceae. The record is from RefSeq and is a predicted model, not a curated record. Gene Ontology annotation, molecular function: ubiquitin protein ligase binding; protein tag activity.
AUUCCCGGAGAAAAUACGGUUCCGUAGCCUCACGGGACACGGACUCCCCGAGGCCGCGACGCAGCCGCCUCUCGCCGCUGGGCCCCACAUCCUCCGGUUCCGUAGCCUCACGGGACUCUUCCUCCGCUGUCUCCGCCUGACCGCCUCCCCCUCCCCGUGUAUAAAGGAGGAGGGAAACCCUCCCUCCCCAAUUCCCAAUCAUCCCCUCUGCGAAAUUCUCCGCCCGAUCGAAGCGAAGCCCAAGGAGCCUAGCCCCCAUCCUCUCAAGAUGCAGAUCUUCGUUAAGACCCUCACUGGCAAGACCAUCACCCUCGAGGUUGAGUCCUCGGACACCAUUGACAAUGUCAAGGCUAAGAUCCAGGACAAGGAAGGCAUCCCCCCGGAUCAGCAGAGGCUCAUCUUUGCUGGAAAGCAGCUCGAGGAUGGUCGCACUCUUGCAGACUACAACAUCCAGAAGGAGUCCACCCUCCACUUGGUGCUCAGGCUCAGGGGAGGCAUGCAGAUCUUCGUCAAGACCCUCACUGGCAAGACCAUCACGCUUGAGGUCGAGUCUUCUGACACCAUUGACAAUGUGAAGGCCAAGAUCCAGGACAAGGAGGGCAUCCCCCCAGACCAGCAGCGUCUGAUCUUUGCUGGCAAGCAGCUGGAGGAUGGCCGCACCCUUGCUGACUACAACAUCCAAAAGGAGUCCACUCUUCACUUGGUGCUCCGUCUGCGUGGUGGUAUGCAGAUUUUUGUGAAGACCCUGACUGGCAAGACUAUCACCCUUGAGGUUGAGUCCUCAGACACGAUUGACAAUGUGAAAGCAAAGAUCCAGGACAAGGAGGGCAUCCCCCCUGACCAGCAGCGUCUCAUCUUUGCCGGCAAGCAGCUUGAGGAUGGCCGCACCCUUGCUGACUACAACAUUCAGAAGGAAUCCACCCUUCACCUUGUGCUCAGGCUCAGGGGUGGUAUGCAGAUCUUUGUGAAGACCCUCACCGGCAAAACCAUUACCCUGGAAGUUGAGUCAUCUGACACUAUCGACAACGUGAAGGCGAAGAUCCAGGACAAGGAGGGAAUCCCCCCGGACCAGCAGCGUCUGAUUUUUGCUGGCAAGCAGCUGGAGGAUGGGCGCACCCUGGCGGACUACAACAUCCAGAAGGAGUCCACCCUCCACCUUGUGCUCCGCCUCCGUGGUGGCCAGUAAGUUCUGAGGGCCAUGGAGCUGCUGUUAUCCCUGGGUUCACAAGUCUGGUGCUUCCUUUGUCUCUCGAAUGGAGGGGUUGUCUCUGUGUACCGUGGUCUGUCCUGGUCUUGUGGUGCGGGUGUCUUCGCCUGUCCUGAUGGAAGUCCUAUGUCGUCUGGUUGUGUCUGAACAUUUGCUGCUGUGCAGCAUGCUACUUGUUUGAAUUGUGAUGAAUAAGUGAACCCUGAACUUCGUGUGACAUUCUGUUUGCUCAUGGUUUCUGGAAAUGUUUUGUUAUUGUA